AUGAACAAGAAGGCCGUAGAAAAGAUCGGUAGAUUACGUCUCUCCCUCUCUCUCUCUCUUUAUCUAUAUAUUGUUUAUCUUUUUAUUUCUAUCUUCUUCUCUCUGUUUCUCUCUUCUCCCUCUCUCCUUUUCUUUAUCAAUAUAUUAGUUUAUCUAUUUCUAUCUCUCCUUCUUCUCUCUCUCUUUUCUCUCCUCUCCCUCUCUCUCUUUAUCUAUAUAUUGUUUAUCUAUUUCUAUCUCUCCAUCUUCUUCUCUCUCUCCUUUUCUACUCCUCUAAGUCCCUCCCUCCCUCUCUCUCUCUCUCUCUCUCUCUCUUUAUCUAUAUAUUUCCCUCCCUCCUCUCUCUCUCUCUCUCUCUCUCUUUAUCUAUAUAUUGUUUAUCUAUUUCUAUCUCUCCAUCUUCUUCUCUCUCUCCUUUUCUACUCCUCUAAGUCCCUCCCUCCCUUUAAUAUCUAUUGUUUUAUCUCUCUCUCUCUCUCUCUUUUUUAUCCUCUAUUGUUUAUCUAUUUCUAUCUCUCUUCUUCUUCUCUCUCCUUUUCUCCAUCCUCUUUAUCCCCCUCCUCUUGUUCAAAUCUUUCUCUCUCUCUCUCUCUCUUUAUCUAUAUAUUGUUUAUCUAUUUCUAUCUCCCAUCUUCUUCUCUCUCCUUUUCUACUCCUCUAAUUUCCCUCCCUCCCUCUCUCUCUCUCUCUCUCUCUCUCUUUAUCUAUAUAUUGUUUAUCUAUUUCUAUCUCUCCAUCUUCUUCUCUCUCUCCUUUUCUAUUCCUCUAAGUCCCUCCCCUCCCUCUCUCUCUCUUCUCUCCAUCUAUUUAUAUCUCUCCAUCUUCUUCUUCUCUCUAUCUAUAUCUCUUUCCUCCCCCUCUCUCUCUCUCUCUCUCUUUAUCUAUAUAUUGUUUAUCUAUUUCUAUCUCUCCAUCUUCUUCUCUCUCUCCUUUUCUACUCCUCUAAGUCCCUCCCUCCCUCUCUCUCUCUCUCUCUCUCUUUAUCUAUAUAUCUCCAUUUAUCUAUUUCUAUCUACCCUCUUCCCUCCCUCUCUCUCGAGCGAAUGUUUAAUUUGA
Messenger RNA from Acanthosepion pharaonis, 1056 nucleotides. The record is from the annotation of a GenBank genome assembly. Lineage: Eukaryota; Metazoa; Mollusca; Cephalopoda; Sepiida; Sepiidae.